This is a messenger RNA of Caenorhabditis angaria, 660 nucleotides long. Lineage: Eukaryota; Metazoa; Nematoda; Chromadorea; Rhabditida; Rhabditidae. The record is from the annotation of a GenBank genome assembly.
AUGAGACAGUUUUUGGUGAUUAUUUCGAUUUUCUUGAUCUUUAUAUGUAUUGUAUAUACACUUCCAACAACAACCAAAGCUCCUGAAGUUUACAAUUGUUCACCAAAAGAAGCAGAGGAGUUUGAAAAAGUAAGUUUUGUUUUUAAAUUAACGUAAGAAAUAUAAUCAUUAACUGUUCCAGAAUAUCGCUGAAUUUGAAAUUAGUUUCUUUCUCUCUCUUAUUCUCAGAAAAUUAAUUAUGAUUUCAACGACUUGUAAACAAUUUAUAAAUACAACAUCAAACUCAAGUUGUAAAUUGGUGAACAGGGAAAAAGAAAUGGAUUUAAAAAAUGCAUGCGCUAAAAUGAUCUAUGCCGUUGAUGAAUUUACAGAUUGUGCGAAAAUUCUUGAAAAAGAUAAUUCAACGUGUUAUAAUACUAUGAAAGAUAUCACUUUAAAAGAAAAAAGAGUGAGUUUUGUGCUUUUGUUUGUUGCAUCUGGAAAAAAAGAAUACUAUUUUAGGAAACUAACAUGACUGAUAUUUAUUACUGUAACAAUGUUCUUGGAGAAGGAAAUUGUAUGAGAAAGUUGAUAAUUGAAAAAUGUGGAGAAAAACAAUGGCAAGGAUACAAAACAGCUUACUCGACUGCAGAUCCAUUUUGUGAUUUUAGUCAACUGUAA